AUGCAAGAACUACAUGCCUUAUGCACCGUAGCUUUUGUUGUCAUUGAGGUUGUCUUGAAAAGGUCUGGAGAGAUUGUUAGUCGGUAUUUCAAUGAUGUCUUAAAGGCUGUGUUGCGUCUGCAAGCCAAUUUACUCGUCACACCAAAUCUUAUAACUGAAGCAAGCACCAAUCCAAGGUGGAAUUGCUUCCAGGUAAUGGAUUUGUCUGGAGAGAUUGUUAGUCGGUAUUUCAAUGAUGUCUUAAAGGCUGUGUUGCGUCUGCAAGCCAAUUUACUCGUCACACCAAAUCUUAUAACUGAAGCAAGCACCAAUCCAAGGUGGAAUUGCUUCCAGAAUUGUCUUGGAGCACUCGAUGGCACCUAUAUUAAAGUUUGUGUACCUGUGGUUCAUCAAGCAAGGUAUAGGACAAGAAAAGAAGAGAUUGCUACUAAUGUUUUGGGAGUUUGCUCCCGAGACAUGAAUUUCAUAUAUGUGUUGCCGGGGUGGGAAGGGUCAGCGGCUGACUCAAGGGUUUUAAGAGAUGCAAUCAAUCGACCCAAUGGCUUAAGGAUCCCAAAUAGUUACUAUCACCUAGUGGAUGCGGGGUAUACGAAUGGGAAAGGAUUCUUAGCACCUUACCGUGGUCAGCGAUACCAUUUGUCUUUUUGGAGAGAAGGAGCAACGCCAAAUAAUUACCAAGAAUAUUUCAACAUGAAACAUGCAUCAGCCAGGAAUAUCAUAGAAAAGUGUUUUGGAAUGUUGAAAAUGAAAUGGGCUAUACUUCGCAGUGCAUCAUACUAUCCCAUUAAAACCCAAAAUCGAAUUAUCACAGCAUGUUGCUUGUUACACAACUUCAUUCGACGAGAGAUGGUAGUUGACCCUCUAGAGGAUGAUCCAGACUUAGCGGAUGCCUUAGAAACUCAACCCCCAAUGGGAGAUGAUUUUAUUGAGACUGGUGAGACAUCUAACGAGUGGACUGAGUGGCGGGAUACAUUUGCAAUGCAAUUGUACAACAAUUGGUUGGCUAAUGGAGGGGCUGGAUAA
Camellia sinensis is the source of this 1023-nucleotide messenger RNA. The record is from RefSeq and is a predicted model, not a curated record. NCBI's taxonomy places the organism in Eukaryota, Viridiplantae, Streptophyta, Magnoliopsida, Ericales, Theaceae.